Loxodonta africana (African savanna elephant) is the source of this 3373-nucleotide messenger RNA. RefSeq names its product 5-beta-cholestane-3-alpha,7-alpha-diol 12-alpha-hydroxylase. The record is from RefSeq and is a predicted model, not a curated record. NCBI's taxonomy places the organism in Eukaryota, Metazoa, Chordata, Mammalia, Proboscidea, Elephantidae. Gene Ontology annotation, molecular function: heme binding; sterol 12-alpha-hydroxylase activity; iron ion binding.
CCCCCCCCCCACCACCACCUCAGCCUUCUCAAGUGCGUCUUUCCUUCAGAUUAAAAAAAAAAAAACCUGUUGCCAUCAAGUCAAUUCCGACUCAUAGUAACCCUAUAGGACAGAGUAGAACUGCCCCACAGAGUUUCCAAGGAGUGGCUGGUGGAUUCGAACUGCUGAUCUUUUUUGUUAGCAGCUGAGUCCUGAACUACUGCACCAUUAGGGCUCCUCCUUUGGAUUACCCUUUGCCUUGGAGUCGAUUCCGACUGAGAGGGACCUGAAAUUCAGCCCUCAUAUGACGUUGACUGUGUGUACUCUGCGUAUGUAGAGCUAGGAGCAUACUUGACUUGGACUCAGCCCUGCCGCUCAGCAAGCAGCUUUGUGACCACAAGUGAAGAAAGACUUGGGAAAGAAUGAGGAGAAAGGGCACCGGGGAGCCAUGGGACCCAGUGGAAGUGGCAGGAGGUAUGGGAAAAAGCUUUAGGGGAAGAGUUGGCAUAUACUGAGCCAGGCACUGUUGUGUUUUGCACGCAUUGUCUAUUUCUACCUUACAGCAGUACCUGCGAGGCACUAUUACUAUCCCCACUAUUCACAGAUAAGGGAACAGAGGCACGGUAAGGUUAAGUAACUUCCCCAGGGUGGCCAACCAAGAAAAGGGCUUGAGUUGGGUCUUUUAAAGAUGAGAAAGGACUGGAUGUGAAACUUAGUAAGUGCUUGGUAUGUUUUUGCUGAAUGAGCUAGCAAAUAAAUGAAUAACUGAAUGUUUAAGUAAAUAAAGUUAUGGCUGGUAAGUCAUGGGGGAAGAAGUGGGAUCAAGGAAGGCUUCGUGGAGAAGGUGCUGGAGCUGAGCCUGAGAAGAUCAGAGCAAGGCCUGAAGCUGGUGAGGAGGCUGUGACCAGGCUUCCUCCCAGCCCCUCCUCCUGCUCCUUUCACAUAAGAAGGCUCUGGUAAGUGCUAAGUUCAGGACAACAUUUUGCUCCCAGGUACGUCUCACUGUGUUAUUUGCUGUGAUUUGCAGCCACAGGGCAAGGUCUAGGUGGACAGACUUUUCCAUCCCCGAUUUGUCAAGGCCUUUCAAAACUCUCUUGGUAUGAAGAGAGCAGCCAGUGUGUCUGGAGCUUAACUUGGGGAAGCACAGCCAUGGUACUCUGGUGUCUCAUGCUGGGAGCCCUGUUGGUGGCCAUCGUGGGGUACUUCUGCCUGCCAGGGCUAUUCUGACAAUGCAAGCCCCAGGAACCCCUUCUGGACAAGGGUCCUGUACCCUGGCUGGGCCAUGCCAUGGCUUUCCGGAAAAAUAUGUUUGAAUUCCUGAAAAUCACGUGGGCGAAGCAUGGGGAUGUGUUCACUGUGUAGCUAGGUGGCCAGUACUUCACCUUUGUCAUGGACCCCUUCUCCUUUGGUCCCAUCCUCAAGGAUGUACAGAAAAAACUGGACUUUGUGGAAUAUGCCAGAGACCUAGUGCUAAAGAUAUUUGGAUACCAGCCAGUACAGGGAGAUUACCGUAUGGUACACUCAGCCAGCAUCAAGCAUCUGAUGGAGGCUGGCUUGGAGGAUCUCAGUGAAGCCAUGCUGGACAGCUUGUCAUUGGGAAUGCUGGGGCUGAAGGGCUGGAGUCCAGAAGCCAGUUGCUGGUGUGAGGAUGGCCUCUUUCACUUCUGCUACAACACCUUGUUCAAAGCCAGCUACCGAAGCUUGUUUGGCUAUACAGAGGACAAGGAGCAGGACCUGCUACAGGCAGAGGAGCUAUUUGUGGAGUUCCACAAGUUUGACAUCCUGGUCCCCAGAUCUGUCUACUCCCUGCUGGGGCCCUAGGAGUGGCUAGAAGUGUACCGGCUCCAGCAUUUCUUCCAUAAGGCGGUCUCUGUGAAACACAACCUGGAGAAGGAGGGCAUAAGCAACUGGUUAUGCCACAUGCUUCAGUUGCUGAGGGAGCAAGAAGUAGCCCUGACCAUGCAGGACAAGCUCAACUUCAUGAUGCCCUGGGUCCAGGCAAACACAGAGCCUACCACUUUCUGGGCCCCCUUGUUCCUCCUGAAGCACCCAGAAGCCAUGCAGGCUGUGAGGGAGGAAGCCACCAAGGUCCUGGGUUAGGCCAGGCUGGAGGUCAGGCAGUCCUUCACCUGUGACCUCAGUGUCUUGAAAUGCACCCCAGUGCUAGACGGCGUGAUGGAGGAGCCACUGUGUCUGGGGGCUUCACCCAACCUCGUCAGGAUAGUACAGGGUGACCAGAGCCUGAAGAUGGCCAAUGGGCGGGAGUACCUGCUCUGCCAUGGAGACAAAGUGGCUCUCUUCCCCUAUCUCUCAGUGCACAUGGACCCUGACAGUCACCCCGAGCCCACUGCCUUCAAGUACGAUUGCUUCCUCAACCCCAAUGGCAGCCAAAAAAUGGACUUCUACAAGGGAGGCAAGAAGAUUCACUACUACAGCAUGCCUUGGAGCUCAGGUGUCUCCAUCUGCCCCGGGAGGUACUUCGCCCUCAGUGAAACGAAGCUCUUCAUCCUACUCGUGGUCUCAUACUUUGACCUGGAGCUGGUGGACCCUGACACAACUGUGCCGCCUGUGGAUCCCCAGUGCUGGGGUUUUGGCACCACACAACCCGGCCAUGAUGUGCACUUCCGCUACUGCCUUCAGCCUGCUGAGUGACCAUGACCAAGCCUGCCACAAGCCUAGCCACAGAGGCUCUUGUGGGUUUCCCACCUCCUCCAGCUCUCCCUCUGCAGCCUCAGGCCUCACUAAGCUCCCCUCGCUCUGGUUCUGUGGCACCCCUUCUUCUGUCCUGGUUGUCCUCCUUUCUCUCUAGCCUCCUUCUAGCCAUCUCACAUGAUUAUCAUUCUCUCUUUAGGACAACUUCUCUCACAGUGGGAUCUACAGAAUCUUCCUUUUAUAGCUGGAGGGGGAAUAUCUGUGGGCAAAUCCAUUUGAGAAAUGAUGUGUGCCUUGAGAAGCCCUGUGGUACAGAAAGCAGUUGAGAGUAACAUAGCAUUUUUCAAACAUUAGCCUCCACCAUCCUCUACUCUGCUGUUUUUUUCCCCACAAGCUUAUUCCAUGACCUGUGGAAUCCAUGUUCUAUAACAGUGUUAUCCAAUAGAAAUACAAGCCAUGUGUGUAAUUUUAAAUUUCCUAGUAGAUACAUUAAAGAAAGUAAAAAGAAACAGAUGAAAUUCAUUUUUAUAAUAUAUUUUAUUUAACCCAAAGUAUCCCAAAUAUUAGCAUUUCAACAUGUAAUCAACAUAAAAAAUAUUAAUGGCAUAUUUUUAACCUUCCUUUUGUCAUACUGUCAUCAAAAUCUGGUGUGUACCUUACAUUUGCAGCACUUCUCAAUUCAGACUAACCACAUUCCACAGGAUCACCAGCCACAUGUGGCUAGUGGCUACCAUGUUGGAGA